Messenger RNA from Dendronephthya gigantea, 607 nucleotides. Its product is annotated as NADH dehydrogenase [ubiquinone] 1 beta subcomplex subunit 8, mitochondrial-like. Gene Ontology annotation, cellular component: mitochondrion. The transcript has 5 exons. NCBI's taxonomy places the organism in Eukaryota, Metazoa, Cnidaria, Anthozoa, Malacalcyonacea, Nephtheidae. The coding region runs from base 3 to 491 and encodes 162 amino acids. The record is from RefSeq and is a predicted model, not a curated record.
AAAUGGCUAUUCUGAGGCUGUUUCAGAGAGUUUAUGGUAAAAGAAAUCUAAUUCCUUUUCUUACGAGAUCUAAUUUUUUUCAAAGCAGAUUAGCCUCCACUCAAGUCGAGAAAUCGGAAUGGCCUGAUGAUGGACUGGGUCUUGGUAGCUACCCAAAGUUACCAGACAUUUCAUCUCAAACCAAACCACCGCAUGGCUGGUGGGAUGUCCAAGAGCGAAGAAAUUAUGGUGAUCCUCUUCAUGAGGAAGAUGAUGCCUUGAAUGUUUGGAUGUAUGAUGCUCCAGAAAAGAGUUUAUAUCCUCCAAAUGAGGCAUUGCGACAUCUUCUGACAAUGUUUGCUUUAGUUGGUGGUUUCAUGUAUAUUGGUUAUCUUUAUGGCAAAACAUCAAGUGGGAAUAGAAACCAAUAUACACCAAAACAGUUCCCAUAUAAUGAUAACCAUCAUAUCUACAAAGAUGGAGACCCUAAACAAAGACUAAAAAUAAACUAAAUGUUAUGUUUUUUUGUAAUGUAAAUAUAUAUUUGCCUGGUGAGCUCAUAAUGAUUUCAAGAUUCUGUAAAAUUAAAUAAGGGCAGACACAGCAAGAGUUCUUUAUGGAAGAGUAU